ACCAAUUUGGCUUGCCUCUCGACGAGCUUGAACUUCAUCCGCCCGACACAAUACAAAACCGCGGGCGGUCUUCUCAAGAUGAAGUUCUUCAUAGACGAGCUCCCCGUGCUCUUCCCUUACCCAAGGGUAUAUCCAGAACAGUAUGCCUACAUGUGUGAUCUCAAGCGCACGCUGGACGCCGGCGGCCACUGCGUUCUGGAAAUGCCGUCAGGCACAGGUAAAACUGUGUCCCUGCUCUCGCUCAUCGUAGCGUAUCAGCAGUUUCAUCCUGAAAAGAGGAAACUCAUCUACUGCUCGCGUACCAUGUCUGAGAUCGAAAAGGCACUCGCCGAGCUGAGAGGGCUGAUGAAGUAUCGAACCGAGCAGUUAGGGUAUGAAGAAGAAUUCAGAGGACUCGGCUUGACCAGUCGAAAGAAUCUGUGUCUGCACCCGUCGGUCAAGCGUGAGAAGAGUGGCUCCGUUGUCGACGCGCGAUGCCGAAGCCUGACGGCAGGGUUUGUCAAAGAGAAGAAGGAGCGCGGCGAAGAUGUCGAGCUCUGCGUCUACCACGACAAUCUCGAUCUUCUGGAACCGCAUAAUUUGAUCCCGCCUGGCGUUUGGACGUUUGAUAGCAUGCUCAAGUAUGGCGAGCAACAGAAGCAAUGCCCAUACUUCACGGCUCGGCGGAUGAUGCCGUAUUGCAACGUGAUAAUCUAUUCCUACCACUACCUGCUCGACCCAAAGAUUGCCGAGCGGGUGUCCAAGGAGCUGUCCAAGGAUUGCAUUGUCGUCUUUGACGAAGCCCACAACAUCGACAACGUGUGCAUCGAAUCUUUAAGUAUAGACAUCACCGAAGAUUCGCUGCGAAAAGCGACCCGUGGCGUGAACAACCUAGAUCGCAAGAUCACAGAGAUGAAGUCGACCGAUGCGGAGAAACUACAGAACGAAUACUCAAAGCUCGUAGAGGGAUUGCGAGCAGCAGACGAGGCCAGGGAUGAAAAUGCCUUCAUGGCAAACCCAGCGCUGCCAGAUGACCUUCUCAAGGAAGCCGUGCCUGGAAACAUCCGAAGAGCAGAACACUUCGUAGCGUUCCUCAAACGCUUCAUCGAGUACCUCAAGACGCGAAUGAAAGUCCUGCACGUCAUCUCCGAGACACCACCCUCCUUCCUCAGCCAUCUCCGCGACCUGACGUUCAUCGAGCGGAAACCACUUCGGUUCUGCGCCGAGCGACUGACCUCGCUGGUCCGCACAUUAGAACUCACCAACAUCGAAGACUACCAACCGCUACAAGAGGUCGCAACCUUCGCCACCCUCGUAGCAACCUACGAAUCCGGCUUCCUCCUCAUCCUCGAACCCUUCGAAUCCAUAACCGCCACGGUCCCCAACCCAGUCCUCCACUUCACCUGCCUCGACGCCGCCAUCGCCAUCAAGCCCGUCUUCGAACGCUUCAGCUCCGUCAUCGUUACCUCUGGCACCAUGUCCCCCCUCGACAUGUACCCCCGCAUGCUCAACUUCUCAACCGUCGUCCAAGAAUCCUUCACCAUGACCCUAACUCGCAAAGCCUUCCUCCCCAUGAUCGUCGACCGCGGCAGCGACCAAAACCAAGUAACCUCCCAAUUCGAGCACCGCAACGACGGCCCCGUGAUCCGCAACUUCGGCAACCUCCUCAUCGAAUUCUGCAAGCUCACGCCCGACGGCGUCGUCGUCUUCUUCCCCUCCUACCUGUACAUGGAAUCCAUCAUCUCGCAAUGGCAAGGCAUGGACGUCCUCAACCAAGUCUGGAAAUACAAGCUCAUCCUCGUGGAAACCCCGGACGCCCAGGAAACCUCCCUCGCCCUCGAAACCUUCCGCACAGCCUGCAACAACGGCCGCGGAGCGGUCCUCCUCUGCGUGGCCCGUGGCAAGGUCUCCGAGGGCAUCGACUUCGACCACCACUACGGCCGCACCGUGCUCUGCAUGGGCGUGCCCUACCAGUACACAGAGUCCCGUAUCUUGAAAGCCCGCCUCGAGUUCCUGCGCGAGACGUACCGCAUUAAGGAGUCUGACUUCCUGUCUUUCGACGCGAUGCGCCACGCUGCGCAGUGUCUGGGCCGUGUUAUCCGUGGCAAGGACGACUACGGUAUCAUGGUGCUGGCGGACAAGCGGUUUGGGAAGAAGAUCCCACAGCUGCCGAAGUGGAUUCAGGCGGGUCUCGACACGAAGAAUACGAAGCUCAGCGUUGAUCAGGCGGUCGGGUACGCGAAGGCGUUCUUGAGGGAGAUGAGCGUGCCGAGGAGUAGACACGAACUCGAGGGUCACAGUUCGUGGAGUAUAGAGCAGCUCGAGGCGCACCAGGAGAAGUUGAAGGGCGCGGCGGUCGCGGGGACUGAUAAUAAGUUGAUGAGGGCUGCGGAGGGGAGGGCGGAGCUUAUGGAGGUGGAUGAUGAUGAUGAUGAUGAGUUUGGGGGUGGGGGGAUGGAUGCCGUCAUGGCGGACUUGGAUGCUUGAGGAAGAGAUUGUAUGCAAAUUUGUGUAUAGCAUUGGGAUAUCUAGAUUGUCUGGCUGCUUUUGGGUACGGCGUUCAACGGGCAAGGAACGAUUUGGAUCCGGAAAAUCAUCGAAUUUGUAAGAAUAAUUAGUACACGGCGGAAUGCCAUAUAUCAAACAAUCUAUCUAUCCUUCACAUUG
This is a messenger RNA of Aaosphaeria arxii CBS 175.79, 2646 nucleotides long. RefSeq names its product DNA repair helicase. The transcript is spliced from 2 exons. Gene Ontology annotation, molecular function: ATP binding; hydrolase activity, acting on acid anhydrides, in phosphorus-containing anhydrides; DNA helicase activity. The coding region runs from base 79 to 2466 and encodes 795 amino acids. Gene Ontology annotation, cellular component: nucleus. Lineage: Eukaryota; Fungi; Ascomycota; Dothideomycetes; Pleosporales. The record is from RefSeq and is a predicted model, not a curated record. Gene Ontology annotation, biological process: nucleotide-excision repair; transcription by RNA polymerase II; positive regulation of mitotic recombination.